AUGAUUCGUCUUCUAUCAACAGUCUCACGUUGUUUUCAGACCUUCUCUAGAGGCAUUGCUGCAAAGCCCUUGCAAGCAUUCGCUUGCGCCGCCUGUUCGACUAAAUGUCUAGCCCAAGUCAAAGAGGCAGAGGAAGACAUUACAGCUCAACCAAUAGAUUCUGUUCAAGUUUUGAGGAAAUGGGGUUGUAAUAAUGAUGAUUUGGCCAGAAUUUUUGAACGUAACCCACAAUUGCGCAAUGCUGAUAUUGCCCUGAUUCAAUCGAAUCUCUCUGUUCUUAGUCGCGUGGGGCUAAAAGCACCAGACUUGGUAAGGAUCAUCCAUUGUAGGCCUAGGUUUCUUCUUAGUAGUCGGGUUCAUCGUUAUUUUGAUGAAAGGUUUGCAUAUCUUGAUUCCUUGUUUGAGUCAAAGGAAUUGCUUAAGAGAGCCGUCGUGACUAACCCUUCACUGCUAAUCUAUGAUUUUAACGACACCAUUAAACCUGCUCUUGCACAAUAUCAAGAAUUGGGUGUAAGCAAAGAAGAUUUUCUUGCCUUGAUCUGUACCCGGCCCACAAUUAUUCCAAGGACUUCAUUUAAUGAGGAGAAGCUUGCAUAUAUACGCAAGAUGGGGCCUUCCCAGAAUGCAAAGUUGUAUAAAUAUGUGGUUGCAAUAAUCGGGGUCUCUCGGGUGGAAACAAUUCGUGAGAAGUUAGCAAAUUUUGCCCACUUUGGGUUCUCUGAUGAUGAGGUAUUUGAUCUUAUCAGACGGUCUCCUCUUAUCAUGACACUAUCAAUCGAAAAGGUUCAGAGGAAUAUGACGUUCAUAUUGACCACAAUGAAGUUUGAUGCUAAAACAGUUCUUGAAAUCCCACGUCUCCUGUUUAUAAACUUGGAUACAUUGUUGAAGCCACGAGUUCUCCUAAUGAGGAAGUUACAAGACAUGGAUGGUAAGUUGGAAUUUACACAACAUUCAGUAAUGCGUGCUGUGAGGAUGACCGAGAAUAGGUUUGUACGGUCAUUCAUUGAAAGCCAGUCUAAGGAAGUUGCCGAUGAUUUAAUGAAGUUCUAUACGAAAGCAAAAGAAUUUAAGAGCUUAGCAGGGUCAAGAAAGAGGCUUGUUCAAAAAGGCUUUCCAUUUUGA
Messenger RNA from Neltuma alba, 1122 nucleotides. RefSeq lists its product as uncharacterized. The transcript has a single exon. The record is from RefSeq and is a predicted model, not a curated record. The coding region runs from base 1 to 1122 and encodes 373 amino acids. Lineage: Eukaryota; Viridiplantae; Streptophyta; Magnoliopsida; Fabales; Fabaceae. Gene Ontology annotation, molecular function: double-stranded DNA binding. Gene Ontology annotation, biological process: regulation of DNA-templated transcription.